Plenodomus lingam JN3 is the source of this 180-nucleotide messenger RNA. The record is from RefSeq and is a predicted model, not a curated record. Lineage: Eukaryota; Fungi; Ascomycota; Dothideomycetes; Pleosporales; Leptosphaeriaceae.
AUGAAGGAGGAAAGGCGUGCUUGGGGGCGAACGAGCGAAAGCUCCCGCCCUAGAGCUGGCAUUCGCCUUGCCACACCGUCUUCUGCCUUUCUUGCACUUUCGCUUCUUGUUGUUGGUGCGAUUGUGUCGUCGAACAUCCUGGAGAGCUGGGCUCGUGGUUACCUACGCUACCUCGUAUAG